UUUGAACGGAGGGUCUCCCGCCCGUGGCGGGGCUGCGUCUGCUGCGGCGGUUGCGGGAGGCUGCGGCGGCCGGGGCCGGGGUCCGGGCCGGGAGGCCGAGGCUGGCGCGGCGGGCGUUGGGGGCGGUGCCCCCGAGGCGAUGAUGGGCAAGGAGGAGGAGAUUGCGCGGAUCGCCCGGAGGCUGGACAAGAUGGUGACCAAGAAGAGCGCGGAGGGAGCCAUGGACCUGCUGCGGGAACUGAAGGCCAUGCCCGUCACGCUGCACCUGCUGCAGUCCACCCGCGUCGGCAUGUCCGUCAACGCCCUGCGGAAGCAGAGCUCGGACGAGGAGGUCGUCACGCUGGCCAAGUCUCUCAUCAAGUCCUGGAAAAAGCUCCUGGGUGCGGAUGCUUCAGACGCCAAAGCCAGGGAGCGGAGGAGGGGCGGGCCUCUGCCCACAUCGUCCUCCAAGGAGGCCUCCGAGGACCCCAGCCGCAAGAGGCCAGAGCUGCCCAGGACGCCAUCGACACCCAGGAUCACCACGUUUCCUCCGGUGCCGGUCACCUGUGAUGCCGUGCGCAACAAGUGUCGUGAAAUGCUGACCGCUGCCCUGCAGACGGACCAUGACCACGUGGCUGUCGGCGCAGAUUGCGAGCGCUUGUCGGCCCAGAUCGAGGAAUGCAUCUUCCGGGACGUGGGGAACACGGACAUGAAGUACAAGAACCGUGUGCGCAGCCGCCUCUCCAACCUCAAGGACGCCAAGAACCCCAGCCUGCGGCGCAACGUGCUAUGCGGCGCCAUCACGCCCCAGCAGAUCGCCGUGAUGACCUCGGAGGAGAUGGCCAGCGACGAGCUGAAGGAGAUCCGCAAGGCCAUGACCAAGGAGGCCAUCCGCGAGCACCAGAUGGCGCGCACGGGCGGCACGCAGACCGACCUGUUCACCUGCGGCAAGUGCAAGAAGAAGAACUGCACUUACACGCAGGUGCAGACCCGCAGCUCCGAUGAGCCUAUGACCACGUUCGUCGUCUGCAACGAGUGUGGAAACCGCUGGAAGUUCUGCUGAGCCCUGUGCAUGUGUGCCUGCAGCCUCGGGCCACGGCCAGUGCUGGCCGUCGCCCUUUCCCCAUCCUCUGCCAACAG
Molecule: messenger RNA, 1119 nt
Organism: Mesoplodon densirostris (Blainville's beaked whale)
Lineage: Eukaryota; Metazoa; Chordata; Mammalia; Artiodactyla; Ziphiidae
Gene: TCEA2
Product: transcription elongation factor A2
Exons: 10
Coding region: 140-1042 (300 amino acids)
Biological process (GO): transcription elongation by RNA polymerase II; DNA-templated transcription
Cellular component (GO): nucleus
Molecular function (GO): nucleic acid binding; zinc ion binding
Source: RefSeq, a predicted model, not a curated record